AGGAGGCGAGGGGGGAAUAAGGGAUACGGCCCCUUUAAGAGCGGGGGUGGGGGGGGGUUAAACGAUGCGGCCCCUUUAAGAGUGGGCCCCCCUCCCCCCUUUAAAAGGGCACACUGGAAACGGGGACCCUUUCGCUGAGCGUUGCCCCUUUAAGAGAGCGUUGCCCCUUUAAGACGACAUUCAACCCUUAAAGAAGAAAUGUGGUUCCUUUGAAUUGUGGGGACCACUUCUGGGCGGCGUUGCCCCUUUAAGAGGGAUGUUGCCCCUUUAAGGAGGGGGGGGGUACCUCGAGAAGGAGACGGCAGGUUCUUAAAGGGGCAAUGCUUCUUAAAGCGGCAACUGGGGUGGCCCACUACGAUCUAUGGAUCUAACUGCGUGUUCCAAUGGGGGUCCCGCUCCGUCUCCACACGUACCGGAACCGGAUGUUGUUGUGGGACCCGGAAGCGGUUCGGAUCGUUCGGGAGCGGUACCGGAUGUGGGGGGUGCUCGUUGGCGCCCCCUGGCGGCGAGGAGGGGGACGGCGACUUCCGCUCCAGCUGCUACCGGAAGAAGGGAGGCUGCUACAGGAAAUGGGGGCGGCCAUGUUGGAUCCGGAACCGGAAAUGGGGAGACCGGAAAGAAGGCCGAGACAGGAAGUGAGAGGGGGAAGGGAGAGACCGGAAGUAGGGCUGGAAAGGCCGAGACCGGAAGUGGGGUUGAAAAUGCCGGAAACGGAAGUGGGGAUGAAAAGGCCGAGACCGGAAGUGGGGGUGAAUAGACCGGAAACGGAAGUGAGGGUGAAAAGGCCGAGACCGGAAGUAGGGGUGGAAAGCUGCGGGGAGGAAGUGGGAGAAAAAAGACCGGAAAUAGAUGGGCCGGAAGUGGGAAGGGAGGGACCGAAAGCGGAGAAACCGGAAGCUGAAAUGAAAGGACCGGAAACGGAAGUACAGGAGGUCGGAACCGAUGGACCGGAAGUGGGAACAGAUGGGCCGGAAGUGGAUGUGGAGGGGCCGGAAAUGGAUGCAGAGAGACCGGAAGCGGAUGUAGAAAGACCGGAAGCGGAAGGUCACGUGGAGCGCCGCUUCCGGGUUUACCGGGACCUUUGGGGGCGGGGCUUCCACCUGACGGCGGGAGGGAAGUUCGGAGGAGACUUCCUGGUGUAUCCCGGCCCCCCUCCCCUGUUCCACGCCGGGGCGGUGGCGCACUGUCCGUGCAGUUCCGCUCCGUUACCGCUGGGGGCGCUGCUGAGCGCGGCCCGACUCGGAACCGCAGCCCGGAAGUCGCUGCUGCUCUGCGCCGCGCCGCCAGGGGGCGCCACUGAGUACAGCCAGCUCAGGUGGAGGCGGGACUUAGCGUGACCACGCCCACUUGGGGGCGGGGCUUUGUAUUGACCACGCCCCCUAUUAUAUACAAUGGGAUGUGCUUUGCAUAGCCACGCCCACUUGGGGGCGGAGCUUCGUGAGACCACGCCCCCAUCUCUUAUAUACAGAGGGUUGUACUUUGCAUAACCACGCCCACUGGGGGCGGGGCUUCGGUUUGACCACGCCCCCUUCUAUUACAUACAGAGUUGUGUACUUUGUAUAACCACGCCCACUAGUGGGCGGGGCUUCGUUUUGACCACGCCCCUUUCCCCUAUUAUACAUUGAGAGUAGUUUGAGCUAAGCCACGCCCACUUGGGGGCGGGGCUUAGUGAGACCACGCCCCCUUAUUAUAUACAUGCUAUGUGAAUUAGCAUAACCACGCCCACCUCUGAGUUGACCACGCCCCCACCAUUGCUAUGUAUAUAAAGGGGCGUGGCUUUGUUAACAUGGGGGCGUGGCUUGUGUUUGGUCACGCCCCCCUGAGUGUGUCACUGUUGGUUUUGGGGUGAAAUGAGGCAGUUUUGGGAAUAAAGAAUUGCUGUUUUUUAA
Coturnix japonica (Japanese quail) is the source of this 1889-nucleotide messenger RNA. The record is from RefSeq and is a predicted model, not a curated record. NCBI's taxonomy places the organism in Eukaryota, Metazoa, Chordata, Aves, Galliformes, Phasianidae.